Messenger RNA from Copidosoma floridanum, 810 nucleotides. Its product is annotated as myosin alkali light chain 1. NCBI's taxonomy places the organism in Eukaryota, Metazoa, Arthropoda, Insecta, Hymenoptera, Encyrtidae. The record is from RefSeq and is a predicted model, not a curated record. Gene Ontology annotation, molecular function: calcium ion binding. Gene Ontology annotation, cellular component: muscle myosin complex.
UCUAACUCGCAGUUUUGAAUUUAGUAUAGUUUCGGGAACAUCUAGAGACAAAAAAGUAUAACAAUGGCUGACUUGUCUUCUAAAGAUCUUGAGAAAGCCGAAUUUGCUUUCUCUAUCUAUGACGAGGUUGGUUCUGGAGUUAUUGAUGCUGUGGAUCUAGGAAAUGUUCUUCGAGCUUUACAUACUAACCCAACCAACGCAACCAUAGAAAAGCUUGGUGGUACAAAGAAAAAAGGAGAGAAAGCGUUAACUCUAGAAGAAUUCUUACCUAUUUACAGUCAAGUGAAAAAAGAUAAAGAGCAAGGCUGUUAUGAAGAUUUCAUCGAAUGCCUAAAGUUAUACGACAAGCAAGAAAAUGGAACCAUGCUUGCGGCAGAAUUAUCUCACACCUUAUUAUCUUUAGGAGAACGUUUGACGGAUCAGGAAUGUGAAAUGAUUCUCAGAGACUGCAUGGAUAAGGAAGAUGACGAUGGCUUUAUUUCUUAUACUCUGCUGCCAGAGCAGAUUCUGCUUCAACAGCAAACCAGGGAAAACAGUCCUGAGGAGUUCGGACAGCCUUAUCAGCUGAAAAUUUCUUCAGCCUCCUCUUCAGUAGUUUGUCUCUAUGGCAUACUCACUCAGAAGGCAUUCUCCAGGUCCACUUUCCCAACCAAUGGCUACAUAAAGCCAGCCACUUUUAAACCAACUUGGUCAUACACUGGCAGACGUCACGAGCGGAGUUGUUACUUGCAAGGCUGCAACCCCGACUACCGACAACCCUGUAUUACCCUCUCGACUUUAAGCAUUCAACCAGGAAUCACAAAAGAAUAA